Messenger RNA from Paramecium sonneborni, 1425 nucleotides. The record is from the annotation of a GenBank genome assembly. Lineage: Eukaryota; Ciliophora; Oligohymenophorea; Peniculida; Parameciidae.
AUGUUGAAUAAUAAUGGCAAUUUUAAACAACUUCCCCUAUAAUCAAAUUAUGUUAUUUUGGAGGAAUUUCAUCUUCACUUAGCUAGAUGUUAAUUCAACUUUGAGUAAGUCCUUACCAACUACAGUUUUACGAGCUAAAAUAGUUUAUAUGAAUAGGAAUCUACUUGUGUUUAAAUAAUCAUAAAUCUCAAAUUGGAUAGUCGAGCAUAAUUUAAUUGGUAUGAUUAAGGAGUAAAUAUAUAUUUUAAUAUUUAAGUUAUCGACAACAAUUUUGAAUUUAUAUGCUUCAUUAUAAGAUCAUCUCAAAGCAUUAUUAAAACUGAUCUAACUGUUUACAAUAGAAUUCUUUCAUUACCUGAAACACAAUACUUACAAUUCCUUUUUUGUUGAGAUCUAAAAUUUAAUUAAUCCAAAUACAGAAGAGAAUUAUAAUACUAGUGAAUUUAGAAAUGGUAUCAGAUAAAGUGGUAGAUACACCUAUUAUAAUGGAAAUUUAGUAGUGUUGGAAAUGAUAACUCUACCUGGUUAGCUAUAUCUUAUCAAUAUGACCCUAUUAUACGCCUAUCAAAAAGUCCAAAGUUAUUGUUAUUUCCAAAAUACUCAAUUUUUAAGUCACUGCUUUGUAUCCUAUCCCUAAUGGAGGUAGUUUACUUAUAAUGGCAAUCUCCACUGAAAAUGCUCAAUACGAUACUUAUGACAUAGAAGCUGACUAAGUAAUGGCUCUUCCAUCAAAAUAGUCUUUCAAUUAGAAAUUAAUUCAAAAACUUUCAGAGUUCAUUAAAAUUAUGCUGAAUUGAUCAGGUAAACUCAAUUAUAUAUUUUAACUGAAGUUGUCUCAUAUUUUACUUUAUUGAUAAUUCCUUAUAUACUUUACCAUCUUAAUAAAUUGUUAGAUAUAGUGAUGCUACCAAUCUAUAACCAAAAUUGACUAAAUUUUCUGUUGAGAAUAUUAAAGAGUAUUCAGCUACCAUGUAAAUUGAAAUUAAUCAGAUAAAGUUCUUCUGCAAUUUCUAAAUUAAUUUUUUAUAAUCCAAUUUCUCAAUCACUGUAGCAGAAGCCUAUUAUAUGUACUGUUUAAAUAGAAUUACCAAACCUUCAAUUUCCUAUUUACUAAGUUUAGGACAUCCGCAUUAUAAGUCCUCCUUAUCCAAAAACGGGUAUUUAAAUAUUUUGGCCAAAUCCAGUAUUCCUCUGAAUUUAUAUGUUUAAACUGAUUACGCAUUUUAUAUUGGACUCAAAAAUUAAGAAGGAAUUGCAUCAGAUUAAUUUAUACUUAAUUUCUCAACCAAAAAUAGAAGUAAAAUUAGUUUUAUCCAUUUCUCAGCUAAUUAAGCCUAAAUUGUUACAAUUAUGAACUAUAUUGUUUUCAUACUCAGCUUACCAAGUUGGAAAAUCGUUAUAAAUGUAUAUCAUAUCAUUUAAUGA